AUGUCGAGAUCAAAGUCAUCCACCAUGGCCUCGCAAGUCGGUCCCACCCCCCCUUCGGCCUCCUUGCCCUCCAAGUCUCGGGCAAAGGGCGGCAAGGACGGGACGGGCAGUCGGUACCACGCCAUCUUUCUGGCGGGCACGACGGCGCUCAGCAUCCUCCUCAUCCUCAUCGGCGGCGGUCACUUCCUCGGCAACCUCUCGGACGACGCCAAGAACCUGCACCACGACUUUGUACCCGACCUGCCUUACCUUACGGGAUGGAGAGACGAGAAUGGAGAGUUUUUUGGCCUUCAUCGUCUCAAGAAGGCUCCGAUUCAUUACGGUGGCCUGCACAUCGUCCCGGCGAUCAUCUGGUGCCUCUUCAUCCCCUUCCAGCACGUUGCCACGAUCCGACGACGGUACCCCGCCGCGCACCGGUGGAUGGGACGAUCGAUCCUCCUCUCCAACCUGGUUCUCUGCCUAUCCGGUCUGGCAAUGGCCCCGCGCAACCUGUCGUAUACGCACCGCAACGUGUGGCACCUUCAUGGCGGCGUCAUCCCGACCUUUGAGGCGGGUACGACGCUCAUCGCCCUCGUCCAGCUCCUCACGAUAGCCCCGACCUACCGCACCGCCGCGGCGAGGAGGUGGAAGGCGCAUCAGCUCUGGGCGCGCCGUCAUACCCUCGCCGGUGCCGUCAUCUCGUUGCAGCGCGUCUGCAUGGGCAUCAUUAUGGCGUAUGGCCUCCUCGUCUCCCGUCUCGACAAACGGACGCAGACGGAGUGGUUUGGCGUUCCACGCACCCGCGCCGAGAUGUACGAGGGCGAGCGAGCGGCUAUGGCCGUCUCGGCUUGGAUGUCCUUCGUCUUUGGCCUCGCCUGGUGGUACUACGACGAGAAGGUCCGCAGCCACCCCGUCGCCUCGUCGGCCCCGCCGUCGUUCAAGACCGACAAGGCAAAGGUGGACAAGCAGUGA
Molecule: messenger RNA, 951 nt
Organism: Pseudozyma flocculosa PF-1
Lineage: Eukaryota; Fungi; Basidiomycota; Ustilaginomycetes; Ustilaginales; Ustilaginaceae
Exons: 3
Coding region: 1-951 (316 amino acids)
Source: RefSeq, a predicted model, not a curated record